This is a messenger RNA of Schistosoma rodhaini, 7881 nucleotides long. The record is from the annotation of a GenBank genome assembly. Lineage: Eukaryota; Metazoa; Platyhelminthes; Trematoda; Strigeidida; Schistosomatidae.
UGCAGUUUCACUUAGGAGAUUAUUUAAUUUCAAAUUAUUAUAAACAAAUACAAUUUUUUAUUUCAUGUUUAUUAUAAAUUAUAAUAAUAAACAUAUUUUAAACUUGUAUAUUUUCAUUAUACGCCAUAUUGGAUUUAUAUUUUAUUAUACAACAAUUUUGUUACUAUGUAAUAUUUUAUUAAUAAAAUAUAAUAUGAUAUGUUGCUGGGGUAUGAAUAUAUCAAUCAAUGAUAUUAAUGUUCCAAAAUAUGUUCGAAUUAAACUUAGAGAAGAAUCACCCUCAGGAACAGUUGUCAUAAAUAUUGGAGAAUUUUUAAAUUCUAUUCCAUUGACUAAUUAUGAUACUUCAAAUAAUGCUGAUCAUGAUUUUAAAAAAAGAAUGUUAAUUGUACCAUCUAGUUUAAGUUUAGUUUCUGAAAUUCCAUCAGUGACCCGUUUAUUCAGAUUAAACAAAGAAACUGAAAGUAUACACACAGUGAUGGCUAUUGAUAGAGAUACAUUAUGUAGUAAAAAUCAGUUAUGUUGUUCAAACCCUACAAUCAAAAGUAGUAUAAAUGGACAUAUAGAAACUUCUGGUCGAAUGCCUAUAUCAGGUGGGGGGCAAACAUUCAAGUCAUAUGAUAGUAAAACGGCAGAUGUUUGUUUAAUUCAGUUUCGUGUAAUUUUUUCUAUGCAUUAUCACAAUGAUUUUGUCGGAAACAAUAAUAAUAAUCAGGUGGAUGGAUCAACUGAGAAAAUGGCAUACAUUACGGUAGAAGUUGAGUUAUUGGAUAUUAAUGACAACUCACCACAGUUUAUUCUCCCUGUUCUUAUACCAAAAACAACAACACUUUUAUAUAGUCCAAUACCUGUAAUUGAAAUUUCCGUCGAAGAAUCAAUGGGAUUACAUACUUGUAUACAUUUGCCUAAAGCAUUAGAUUUAGAUUCGAGUAUUUAUGAUGUAACUGAGUAUCGCAUAGAAUCGUUAACUCAGUCAGAUAUCUUACAAUUAAAAAACAAACUUUCCCAUUCAAAUCUUGUUGGGAUAGAUAAAAAUGAACUACCAUUUUCACUAGAACAUAUGUCGUGCACUGAUCCAUUAGUCCGGAAUUACAUUGAAGUAGACAUGAAUACUCCCAUACAACAAACAAAUGAAAGAUUCGAACUAACCACAAACAAGGAACUAUUGACACCCUCAUUAAAAGUAAUUAAUUAUCUUGAUCGAGAAACAGUUGAGUAUUAUUGGAUAAAACUUUUGGCAAUCGAUGGAACUAAGUAUUUGGAGACUGAUGCUUCCGGUUGUCAGGAUGUAAACAAUAAAAUGCCAUCAAUUGAACAUUCCUUUCAAAAUACUAAACAUACUGGUACCAUUCUGAUUCAUAUUCACAUCAUAGAUACCAAUGAUAACAUUCCUAUAGUACCUAGAACACUGAAUCUUGACAUUUCAGAGGAUGCUAAGGUAGGUACAUUAUUAGCAAGAAUUAAUGGUACAGAUCCAGAUCUUGGUGACAAUGGUAAAUUGCACUAUCACCUUAUGAUGGAUCAGACAGGGAUAUCAAAUUUUCCAUUCGUUAUCGAUUCACUAACCGGAAGUAUAACAGUUAACAGACCGCUAGAUGCUGAUCGACUACCUCAAUCGAAUAAGCACUUACGAUUUAAAGUACUAACUAGUGAUUUUGGUAAACCGAUUUCACAUUCCUCUUAUACAGUAGUUGAUGUCCGUAUAAAUGAUGUCAAUGAUGAAACACCACAGAUUAAAGUAAUAGAUUUAGAGAGCCGUAGUAAUCCACCGUAUCCUACGGUGAUGGAGAACAGACAGCCAGGUCAGUUAGUGGCAUUCGUUACUGCUACCGAUGCAGAUUCCGGUCCAAAUGGUGCACUGUCAUGUCGUAUAAAUAAUCACAAGUUUAAACUUGAACAAAUAACUCUAUCAAGCUCAAUUCCAGACGUUCACUCAAAUAAUAACUUCAAUUUUUAUAGCUUUGAACCGCUGAGUAGUCAGUCCUUAAAAGAGUCUCUAAAUACUUUAGAUUUCAAAGUAGUCACUGCCACAGAACUUGAUCGUGAGCUAAGUACAAUAGAAAUCAUAGAAAUCACGUGUACAGAUCAACCAUUGAAUAGUGCAACAGUACGUACAGGUCGAACACAAUUUUAUGUAAGAAUAUUAGAUGAAAACGAUAACCCGCCUACAUUUAAUACACAUAAAUUUCAGUUGGAUAUUUUAGAAAAUACGCCGCCAGAUGAAAUUAUAUUUAUUUUUAAUGCAACAGAUCCAGAUUAUCAGAAUCAUUUAUCUGGAGGAAACACACAUCGAAUAAAUGACCCUAAUUAUCAUUACAUUCAUCAGCAACAACAACGUCAAAAUUUGUUAAGCAUUCAGUCAACGAACAGAAUUAAAUAUGCGAUUGAUUCAAAUGGACAGCAAUAUUUACGUAUUGAUCCGGACACUGGUAUAUUGUAUAGUAAAGUAAAAGUUGACAAGAAAAUUGUUGAUAAAUUCAAAUUCAAUGUGACUGCAAUGGAUAACGGCCAUCCACCCAAAAAUGUUACAGCUGAAGUAUUUAUCAAUGUUAUAGAUCAAAAUGACCAUGCACCGAAAUUUGAAAAACAAAUAUUUUAUUAUAAUUUAUCGGAAGAUAUGCCAGUGAAUUCAAUCGUAGCUAUACUAAUUGCACAAGAUGAUGACUUUGGACAAAAUGCUGAAAUCACAUACAAAUUAGAUGACUUACAAGGGCAUGCAAUAAAAACAUUUCGACUUGAUAGAAAUAAUGGAACUUUAUGGUUACGUACCCCGUUGGAUCGGGAAAAAUUAGAUAGUUAUACUUUUAAGGUGUUAGCUUAUGAUCAUGGAAUACCAAAGCAAAGUUCUUCCUGUCAAGUGCACAUCAAAGUUCACGACAUCAAUGAUAAUACACCGAAAUUUGUCUAUCCUACUCAUAGUAAUCAUACAGUUUAUGCUUCAGUAUUUACUAAUCCAGGAAUUCCUCUAGUUAAACUAACAGCAACAGAUUCAGAUGAAGGUGUGAAUUCGCAAUUAACCUUUCAUCUUCUUGAUGAAUCAAAAGAAAAAGAUAUUUUUACAGUUGAUCCUCAUACUGGAGAACUAAGUCUACUACCAACAGUGGAUCCAUUCAAUAUUGGAGGUCGCUAUCAACUGAAGUUUGAGGUACGUGAUGGUGGUACACCAAGUCUCUCAGGAUAUGCAAACAUAAAUAUCAUAUUAGAUAGUAACUCACCUCAGUUAUCAUUAUUCAACAAUGGCAAAUAUCAACUUACUAAUAUAGAAUCGUCGAAUUCAAGAAACGGUUACCGCUCGUCAAUUUCAAAAAAUGAUAAUGAAGUAGUUCAUGCAGCAAACAAAGAAUUCGAUAGAAUCCAGUCACGAUAUGAUAUCAGGGACUCACAUAUUUAUGAACCAACUUAUGCCCAGACUAUCCUGCCUAUUUCAUCACAUUCAAAUGAGAAAUAUCGUCGAAAAGAGAGAGUUUCUACUAUGACAAAUCAAAAACCGUCGACUCCAUUCAGUUUAGAAAAAAUUUGGAUUUCUGUUAUAUGCCUUAUUGCUAUUUCAACAUUAGUUGCAUUUGCUUUUCUUGUGGCCAUUACAUUAGCUCGUCAAAAAGUAGCAACCUAUGAGCUGCAACGGGGUUCAAAUCAUUUAACUGAAAAUUUCAAUUUGUGCCAAACAGAACAUUGUGGUAGUCAAUUUUCUGUUAAUUCACAUCGCUUCACUAACCUUGAGAAUACUUAUUCACCUACAAAGUUUCAAACAUUAGAAAAACCAGACCAUAAAAUUCACAACAACAGCUGCAGUAACCAUGAUCCCACUCUUUAUUCACCAUUCGUCAAACAUGAUACGAAUACUAACUCAACAACAGGAUCUAUGCAUCAACUAGGAUUUUGUACACAAGAAAUGACCUCAAUAAAUACAGAUAUACAGGUAGUAAAUCAUAACAUUUUAGAUUUCAUAAUUCUAAAAUUCAGCUUUAUUACUUAUUCGCUUUAUAUGAAGGUUAGUUUUUGUAUUCAGCUAGUAUAUCGACAAGUAAAGACCGGUAAAUUAGCUGGUUUAAAAGCAUCAGGUUACGUUUUAAAAGUCUUUUUUAUAAACCAUAGAUUUUUUCAGAUUUCUUUAGAUUUAUCUUGAAUUUGGAAAAGUUAAUGUAUUUAUGUGCACACCAGGCUAGUCAUAAAGGCACUGUUUAAAAUAAUGCUUUACAAAAUAGAAAGAAUAUAUACCAUCGAUACACUAAAAGAGGAACGAAUGAAUGUGAAAAGAUGUUUAAAAAAACAAUGGACACCCACAAAAAUUUAUCUAGAAAGAUGCGAAACGUGAAGACAAAAAAAAACAGAGAAACUACAAUAAACAAAAAAAAACCUAUUUUUAUUCGACCUAAAUCAAAAGGUGAUGAAUCAACAUAAGACUGAAAACUCCAUUGACAAGAACUUAUCAUGCAAAUAAACUGAGUGUCUUGUACAAAACAUCAGGUUCUUUAACAUACUCAAGGAUCGAUAGGUAUCUCUUUUAUGUUACCAUCAACUAUAUAUGCGAAUUCACAUGUAUUUGCCAAAGCAGUUACUCUGAUAAAAAUGAAAGGAAGGCCUGCAUCCGAUCCAAAGAGCAUUCAAAGCGUUCAGCAGUGCUAUUUUGACACAACUUUUUGAUACAAGAUAUCAGGUGGAUAAACUGAAAUCUUUAAGGUUUUCUAAAAUUCGCUGAAGUUAUAGCGGCCAAACGUCUGAAACCAUAUAUAUCUGUCCAAAAAGACACACAGUAGUACAUCUUUCUUUGCCCUAGCAACAUUACAUUCUUUUUGUUGCAUAAUUCAUUGUUUAAAAUUUUUCCCAAUUUUGACUACAUCACUGUCAUUUUUUUAACUCGUAGUUUUCAUUGUUUAUUAACAUUAAUCUGUUUUCAGCUACUUUAUUGCACAAUCAUCUAAUGUUUGUUGACUAAAUAAUUUCUAACCAUUAUUUCAAUGUCCUGGAACUUUUCUUCUCACACUUUAUUUAUCUGAAAAGAAAAUGUUUUAUGACCUUAUUAACUCUGUUGGUAUCUCCUCUUCAUCAUGAUACACAUAUUCAUUUUCAAUCAGUUUUAUAUUUAUAAGUAUGCCGAUAUCUAUAAUAAAUUUGAUUUUAAAAUAUUAUAGGUUGUAAGCAGCAGAUGAGAAUUUAGCGAAAUAAAAUGAAUUCAUACCAUUUUGCUUCAAUCAUCGUUCUUGCUAUCUUCAAAAUCAACAUCGCCUGUUCUUUUUCAAUUGACAAUUGUAAAUCACUAGUCUCUGAAAAACUCCUACAUUGGUACAUUCAAACAACUAUGUGGUUUGCAAUUUAGAUUAAGCACUACACUUUUUUCACACUUGGAUGUGAUGAACAGACUCAGUUGCUGUUCACAAAUUUGGUUAUUAGUACAAAUAGCAUAGUUAAACUGUACAUAAAUGAUCCAUUGGUAUGUCAAUGAACAUUUAUGAACAAUAAUAAUAGUGAGCUUAUUUACAUGGUAUAGAUAAUGUAAUAAGGAUUUAUAUUUGAGAUAGACUAACCACUAUAGAUUUCCGGCUUUUAAUUGUUUAACUUGCUUUUACGAAUCACGUAAUGCAUCAAAUUGAUUAAUUAAUGUUUUAUGGUAUAUUUUCAAUAACAAGUCUUCUGCAAUAGAUCGAUAGCAUCUAUGAACCGGUCCCAUAUUGUCAGAUGCCUGGUCUAAUAAUCCUUUUGAAUACAUCACUGGUAUCCACAGCAACUGGACACUCAGUAUUAGUUUUACUCCUUGAGAGUAGAGGAUUAUCCAUAAUACAAAAGAAAAUAACAAACCGGAGAUUUUUCUUUUAUAGUUCUCGACAAUAUCAUAAAUAACACUCAGGAACGAGUAUGCUGACGUUUAAAAAAUCCCAAGUGGCAGCAACAUUGACUUUAGCUACGAAUCUAUUACUCUGAUGUCUGAUAUCUACAAAAACGUACUCAAAAUAUAACUAAUUAACAUUUUAUCACACAAAACACCUAAGCACACCGUAAAGAAUAAACUAACCUGAGUAGCAGUAGCAAAAACCGAGAGAACAAAAUCGACCCAAAGAAUUAGCAUCAGCACUUAGAAUAUCAUACAAACUGAGGAGUUUCCGCAUACUGAAGGAUUAAAUGUUACAGCAACACCAAAAAGAUAGCAAAAAACACACAGAAUGAGGCAAGCUGACCGCCAGUGCUUACAAAGAUUGUUAAAACGAUAGUUCCUGCUUUGUUCUGAUUGGUCGCUAAACAGACUGUCAAAAUCACGAACCGUAGUUGAGUUCAUUUCCAGUCUUUGUUUCUAUUUCAUGAAGAAAUGGUUAGCUGCUGACUUUUACCUUUAGGAAAAUUUUUAACAUGCCACAAUUUGUUGCCGACGGAUAGUUCACAAUCAGAGAUACUCCAAUUUCGGAUCAAAUUUCACACGCUAAGUACUAAGAGUUUACUACACUAAUGUUAUUGAUUUGCAUAAGUAUUUUUUAGUAACCAAAGUCCUGUGAUCCUUUAAAUUUGAUGGUAUUUACUUCAAAUUAGUCAAAAUGUAAGGUCAGUACUUACAUAAUACCAUAUGAAUAUAUCAUGAACGUUUUUUUUAUCAUUCAAUAGCUUAUCAAGAAACGUUUGUUUAUUUUUUUUAUAUAUUGUUUACCCAAAUGUAAUAUGUUAUGGUUUCUUUUAAAGCAUUCAAAACCUAUAUACAAUUAUAAUAUUCCAAUAACUGCAAGUUCACUACAAUUUCCAAGAAAAUUUCAAACAGUGCACAAUAAUAACCAUAAUAAAACUGAAAAUCUUUCUUCAGAUAAAUGGAUAUCUUUAAUGCAUGUUCAACAUUCAGCACCGGCAAGUCCAAAUGAUUACUUUAGUCAAAGAUAUAAAACAAUUGAUCAAUAUCAAAUGAAUAGAAAUAUACCAAAUCAAAAGUAUGAAAUUCUUCAACCACAUCAAUAUUCAAUUGAUGAGUAUAAUAACAAGAUAUCUGUCAGUCCAAAUUUUGCAAAUGGUCUAAUGAAACUUAAUAAUAUGGAAUUAUCAAAUCCGAAUAUAACAAAAACUUUCUGUUUGGAUGAUAAAUCAUUGUUAUAUAUAACACCAAAAGGUAUACUCAAAGGAUGUAUCACAGAAUUAGAUGAAAAUUCACAUAGAAAUAAUGAUGAUAAUAAUAAUAAUAGUAAUUAUAACGAAUCCAAUCAUAUUGAGUUGGAUAUUGAAAAGAAUACCAAUCAUUCAUUAUAUUGUUUUAAUUUAAACAAACAACAACAAACUAUUCAAAUGAAUGACUAUAUACCUAAACUAAAUAAUACCGAUAAUAAUGAACAAUUAACUAUGAAAAUAAAUAAAUCUAUCAUAGAAUCAACGAACAAAUCAAAUCAAUUAUCAGAAAUAUUUUCAAAUCAAAAUGAUGAACAAAAUCCACAAUUAUCAUUAAUCAAUAAAUCACAAAUGGAACAAAAUUUAUUAAAUAUAAAUAAUAAUAAAUAUUCAUCAUCUAAUCCAAUUGUAACUACCAUAUCUUCACAUGUUUCCACUUUUAUUUAAGAUUAUUCUCUAUAUAUAUUUAUUGUAUCUAUGAAUACAGUUAAUAAUUACAUAUAUAUCCAUAUUGAAGUUAACGCUUGUAAUACACACAUAUAUACAGUGUUUCUGUUUAUCAGAAAAGAAAGAGAUUACAUAAUUGAGAUCAACAUUGUAAUAUGUUAAUUUAUAAAUAGAAAUAAUAUUGGGUAAUAUAUACACUAAAAUUUUAAAAAAAAUUGAUCAAUGACAUUAUUAUUAUUAUUAUAUUUUAUUGUAUUGAUUAGAUUUUCUUUUAAAUGUAUCAUAAAUAAAUAAUAAUCAAUUGUAUCAUUGAAUUCUAUUAAAAUAUUGAUUUUUUGUUUGUUUCUAAAGGAAGUUUAU